Kockovaella imperatae is the source of this 1726-nucleotide messenger RNA. Its product is annotated as putative adenosylhomocysteinase. The transcript has 8 exons. Gene Ontology annotation, biological process: L-methionine cycle. The record is from RefSeq and is a predicted model, not a curated record. Gene Ontology annotation, molecular function: adenosylhomocysteinase activity. The coding region runs from base 74 to 1369 and encodes 431 amino acids. Gene Ontology annotation, cellular component: cytosol. Lineage: Eukaryota; Fungi; Basidiomycota; Tremellomycetes; Tremellales; Cuniculitremaceae.
CGAUCUUUCAUCUCUCACUCUCUCACUUCUUCUAUCAUCUUCCUUCAUUUCCCAACGCAUCACUCAAAACAAAAUGUCCCAGUACAAGGUCGCUGAUAUCUCUCUCGCCGCUUUCGGACGAAAGGAGAUUGAGCUCGCUGAGCAUGAAAUGCCAGGUCUCAUGAACCUCCGAGAGAAGUAUGCCAAAGAGCAGCCUCUCAAGGGAGCUAGGAUCGCCGGAUGUCUCCACAUGACCAUUCAGACUGCCGUCCUCAUCGAGACUCUCACUGCUCUCGGUGCCCAAGUCUCCUGGUCAUCUUGCAACAUUUUCUCGACUCAGGACCAUGCCGCUGCCGCGAUCGCUGCGACCGGUGUCCCCGUCUACGCCUGGAAGGGAGAGACUGAGGAGGAAUACAACUGGUGUAUCGAGCAGACUCUCACUGCUUUCCCCGGCGGAGAGCCUCUCAACUUGAUCCUCGAUGACGGUGGUGACUUGACCGGCUUGGUCCACGACAAGUACCCUCAAUACCUUGCCAACAUCAAGGGUAUCUCUGAGGAGACCACCACUGGUGUUCACCACCUUUACAAGAUGUUCAAAAACGGCAAGCUCAAGGUUCCCGCCAUCAACGUCAACGAUUCGGUCACCAAGUCCAAGUUCGACAACUAUUACGGAUGCCGAGAGUCUCUCGUCGACGGAAUCAAGCGAGCUACCGAUGUCAUGCUUGCUGGAAAGGUCGCUGUUGUCGCUGGAUUCGGAGAUGUCGGAAAGGGAUGUGCUCAAUCCCUCGCUUCUUACGGUGCUCGAGUUCUCGUCACCGAGAUCGACCCCAUCAACGCCCUCCAAGCUGCCAUGGCCGGAUACGAAGUCACCACCAUGGAGGACGCCGCCCCCCGUGCUAACGUCUUCGUGACCACCACCGGUAACCGAGACAUCAUCACCGGCAAACACUUUGAGGUCAUGCCCGAGGACGCCAUCGUCUCUAACAUUGGUCACUUCGAUGUCGAGAUCGACGUUGCCUGGCUCAAGAAGAACGCCGUCAAGGCGGUCAACAUCAAGCCCCAGGUUGACCGAUUCACCAUGAAGUCCGGACGACACAUCAUCCUACUUGCCGAAGGACGACUCGUCAACCUCGGAUGCGGAACCGGACACCCCUCCUUCGUCAUGUCCUGCUCCUUCUCCAACCAGGUCCUCGCUCAGAUCGCUCUUUGGAACAACGCCACUGCCUACCCUCUCGGUGUUCACAUGCUUCCCAAGCAGCUCGAUGAGGAAGUCGCCCGUGCGCACUUGGGCCAGCUCGGAAUCAAGCUCACCACCUUGAGCGCCGAGCAAUCCGAGUACAUCGGUCUCGCCGUCGAGGGACCUUACAAGCCCGAGCACUACAGGUACUAAGCGUUCCAUUGUUGGCCUCAACUGCCUUCUGAACCCCUAUACCUCGCUCGGAAUUGGUAUCUCCCUGGAUGACCUGCUUGUUCCCCCAUUCACAAUGACUCAUGUUUCAUAUACCAUCAUUCAAUACCCCCACUUGGCCUUACCCCGAGCCUUUCCAGAUGCUCACACACUGUACAUCCACUUUUCAUAGGACACGAAUUAGACGAAAAAAGGGGGGCAUCAACUGCCCAGAAUUUUGCAUGAUAAAAGACACCACCAAUCAGAACGCUCUGCAGUGCUUGAUAGAGUAGUAGAGAAGCUAGGGUUGCAUUGCAUGGGCCCAGCCAUGGGCGCAGAUAUGCAUUGGUCUGGCGGCGG